Messenger RNA from Aegilops tauschii subsp. strangulata, 2063 nucleotides. Its product is annotated as nuclear transcription factor Y subunit A-7. Gene Ontology annotation, biological process: regulation of DNA-templated transcription. The record is from RefSeq and is a predicted model, not a curated record. Gene Ontology annotation, molecular function: DNA-binding transcription factor activity; DNA binding. Lineage: Eukaryota; Viridiplantae; Streptophyta; Magnoliopsida; Poales; Poaceae. Gene Ontology annotation, cellular component: CCAAT-binding factor complex.
CGUUGGUCUGCUUACUCUGGCCACUGUAUUAUUCGCGUUUCAUAGGAAGUCCAAGCUCUCGUGUAGGUGUUUUAGGAAAGUGGAGUAGAUGGAAAUCGGACUCCGCUUUUGCAGGAUUUGUUGGCAUGAAGCUAAAUUCUGUGUGAAUUGUGACGAUUUCUGCUGAUUGACAGCGACAUGAAAACAGAUGCUAGUUCAUAUGGACAGUGUCUGAUUAGGCCUUUGUUGGGUUUGAUUAGGUAAAUUUCAAGAAAAAUGCAGACACUUGAGGGAAUUCUGGGGUUGGAACUUUGGGCCCAACAUCCUCCACUAAAAGUAGUCUAGGAUUUCUGUUGGUGUUCUGCAUGCAAUAGGUGCAAAUCUAAUGCUGAAGUAGAGCUAGUGCUAGGGAAGAAAACUGACAUUUCUUGAAGGUAGGACUAUUCAGCACAAAUCUGAAAGAACCCGAAUAGGAGAUAACACGCCUUCCUUGACUGCAAGAGGAACUACUCUUUGUAGUAUAAGCUAGGUAGGCCGUCUAUUCUAAUGUUGGAUGAUUCCAUUGGAAAUGGACGACUGUAAGUGUUUGUUUUUCAUAUGUGUUAUACCUAAAUUUGGAAAUAAAGGGUACUGUGGUGUGUUGUGUCUUUCUUUUUAUAUUGGUUCUUGGGUGAUGCUAAUUGGGCUAGAUAUGUCCCAUUUCUAGAUAUGCUGGCCAUUCCUGCUUGCUCCCUUGGUUCAGACAGCUCUUGAUUGUAUGCAUGGAUACUUGUGAAAAAUGUUGCUUGGAGCUAAGUGAUACCGUCGUAUAACGCUAACACUUGUGCGUAAAAUGGAGGAUCAUCCUGGCCAUCCUAUUUCCAACUAUGAUUUCUUGUCAGGGAAUGGUUGUCAUACGAAGAAAUUAGUUCAUAAGAACUACGACCAGGACUCCUCAUCAGCCAAGUCUGGCCGGUCACAACAAGAAGCAUCUGCAACGAGUGACAGUAAUCUAAAUGAGCAACACACCUCAAGACCCCCAUCACAAUCUGACAAUGACAAUGAUCAUGGGAAGCCCGACCAGCACAUGAUAAAGCCGCUUUUAUCUUUGGGGAACCCAGAGACUGUUGCUCCCCCGCCAAUGAUUGAUUGUAGCCAAUCAUUUGCAUAUGUUCCUUAUGCUGCUGAUGCUUAUGCUGGGAUCUUUCCAGGAUAUGCCUCACACGCUAUUGUUCAUCCCCAAUUAAAUGCUGCAACAAACUCUCGUGUGCCGCUCCCUAUUGAGCCUGCAGCAGAAGAGCCAAUGUUUGUUAAUGCAAAGCAAUAUCAUGCAAUUCUUAGGAGGAGGCAGAUACGUGCUAAAUUGGAGGCCCAAAAUAAGCUCGUGAAAGCCCGGAAGCCAUACCUUCAUGAAUCUCGGCACCGCCAUGCCAUGAAGCGAGCUCGUGGAACAGGAGGGCGGUUCCUCAACACAAAGCAACUCGAGGAGCAGAAGCAGGUUUCAGGUGGUGCAAGCUGUACAAAGGUCCAUGGCAAGAAUACACUCCUUCAGGGUAGCCCGGCCUUCGCACCUUCGGCAUCAGCUCCCUCCAACAUGUCAAGCUUUUCAACAACCGGCAUGCUGGCUAAUCAGGAGCGCACCUGCUUCCCCUUGGUUGGCUUCCGUCCCACGGUUAGCUUCAGUGCACUGAAUGGCAACGGGAAGCUGGCCCCGAACGGCAUGCACCAGCGCGCUUCCAUGAUGAGGUAAAGCAAAGCAUCCUCUGGUGCGCUGCCGGUGGCAAUUCAUCCUUGGCUUAUGAAGAUGUUCCGGAAAUGUGGUUGCUAUAUCAGUUGGACCAAGAUAUUGUUAUGAGUUCUUUUGAGUUUCAUCUAGUUGGAAGCACUGGUGUGCUGAUGGCACUAUGUGGAGACUGAAAUCUUCAUCACAUUUCUUUUUGUGUGUACUUAUUCAAAUAAGGCACCCUGACUAUCCCAGAGAUUGGAGUUGGGCAAGGUUGCGAAACCAUUGGCCUAUCCUUCCUUACCUGUUGUGAAUGUAUCUGGUACUUAACUCAGAGAUGGUUGAGCCUCAAGCUUUGACGAAUGAUGUUGCAGUUUGGUAA